UAACUACAGAAUAUCGCGCGUUCUCGAAAACCGUUCAAGAUCCGGCUCCAAAACGUCAUGAACAACUCCAUACUUAUUACCAACUACACAUGCUCUGCGCACCCUUCAUCGCCAUGCGUCUCAGCCCUGUCCGACCUUGUGAAGGGCCCCCGACCUUCCAAGAGGAAUACCGCGGCAUCUACAGACCGAACUUCAUCGAAGCCUGGCACGGUCAACAGAUCGUGGCGCCGGAUACACCCUACGUCGCAGCGGCGGGCAAGAACAGCUUAUACUUUAUCGAUACCCGCUUCGACCCCGACGUCGCGAAGCACAUCAAAGCGCAAAUCAAGAGGGCGACCACGGCUGGCGAGCCGGAGGAGUUUAUCUCCAUUGAUGAGAUCGAAGCCACGGCGGAGGUCAGGAACAGAGCGACGGGGGGGACGGUGUUUGUGUUUGAUCCGGUGUAUGCGAGGGUGCUGUUUGCAAAGGGGAUUAAUAGGCGCAAUCCGGAGAUUAAGUUGCCUGAGCAUGAGAUUGCUGGGGCGUGGUUGGUGACUUAUGACGAUGGGAGGCUGACAACAAAGACGGGGGAGGUUUGAUUAUGAUCGUUUAGCUGUUGAUGAAAGAGGAAGAGGAGUGACAGAUGCAAGAUGAAUCACAGCACUUGACGUUUGCAAUUCGUUCUGCAAACUGUCUACCUAUGCGAAACGGAAUUGUGAAGAGAUGGACAACCCGCGUGGUCACUACAAAGGCCUAUGGUUGAUCUCAUGCUGACCAUGACUUCUAAACCUUUAAGUUGUGUCUCAUUGUUUAGCGCUUGGUAGAACGGUCAACAAACUGAGACUUGUAAAUCAAUGUUGUCAUCCAAC
Colletotrichum phormii is the source of this 848-nucleotide messenger RNA. RefSeq lists its product as uncharacterized. The record is from RefSeq and is a predicted model, not a curated record. NCBI's taxonomy places the organism in Eukaryota, Fungi, Ascomycota, Sordariomycetes, Glomerellales, Glomerellaceae. The transcript has a single exon. The coding region runs from base 90 to 578 and encodes 162 amino acids.